UAGAGGGCCUGGUGGCUGCAGCCUUAAGAAGCACAGGCUGGGGCGGUGCCCCUACUGCUUCCCUCCAGGCCAGCGGCAGCAGCAGAGGUGGCAGCAGCAGCAGCAUGGCGCUCCGGGGACCCCAGCUGCUCCUCUGCGCCCUCCUCCUCACUCAGGUUGCCGCGGAGACACCGACCUCCAAGCCCAAGAAGGCUGCCAAUGCCCGGAAAGACCUCGUGAGCCCCAAGAUGUUCGAGGAGCUCAAGAGCCGCCUGGACACCCUGGCGCAGGAGGUGGCCGUGCUGAAAGAGCAGCAGGCGCUGCAGACUGUGUGUCUCAAGGGCGCCAAAGUGCACCUCAAGUGCUUCCUGGCUGUGGCGCAGGCGCGCGCCUUCCACGCGGCGGGCGAGGACUGCAUCGCUCGCGGGGGGACCCUGGCGGCGCCGCGCUCUGAGGAGGAGAACGAGGCGCUGCGCGAGUACGCGGCGCGCAGCCUGGGCGCUGCAGCCGAGCUGUGGCUGGGGCUGCACGACCUGGGCUCCGAGGGAUCCUGGGUGGACGCGAGUGGCGCUCCCGCUACCUUCGUGCACUGGGAGACGGAGAUCACGGCGCAGCCCGACGGCGGCACGGCCGAGAACUGCGCGGCCAUGGCCGGGGCGGAGCACGGCCGCUGGUUCGAUCGGCGCUGCCGGGACGAGCUGCCCUACGUGUGCCAGUUCGCCAUCGUGUAGGGCUGAGGCUGGGGCUGAGGCUGGGGCCGGGGCGGGACGGAGCGGGAGGCCUGCAGCCGGGGCCCCUCGUGUUCCCUUUGCAAAUAAAACCGGUGCCAUUCGGCGGGCGGGGA
Messenger RNA from Cavia porcellus (domestic guinea pig), 823 nucleotides. It is a transcript of the gene Clec3b, whose product is annotated as C-type lectin domain family 3 member B. Gene Ontology annotation, biological process: ossification; bone mineralization. The record is from RefSeq and is a predicted model, not a curated record. Bases 105 to 710 code for a protein of 201 amino acids. Lineage: Eukaryota; Metazoa; Chordata; Mammalia; Rodentia; Caviidae. The transcript has 3 exons.